UCCCAUCCCCUUCUGCAACCGUCAACGCUGAAGAAUCCCGUGAGCCCAUUUAACGGGCUGUUCUUGACUCUCCCAGCGCAGCACUUGGCCACGCAACAUCAACCAAUCCAAUCGUGCACCAUGACCGCUCAGAACAUCCUCGUCGUCGGCGCAACGGGCAAGCAGGGCGGGGCCGUCGUCAAGGCACUGCUUGGCCUCCCCGAGGGCAGCACCUGCUUCCACAUCCUCGCCCUGACGCGCAACGCUCAAUCCGAGCGAGCCAAGGCCCUCGUCGACGCCCACAACGGCAGCGUCGAACUGAUCGAAGGAGACAGCACUGUGCCCAAGCCCAUCUUCGACUCCAGGCCCAAGGGCUCCAUCGCCGGCAUAUUUAUCGUCACCACGCCCGGCCGGAUCUCGGAGGAGCUGCAGGCCGUCCCGCUCAUCGACGUCGCGGUCGACCACGGCGUCAAGCACAUCGUCUUCAGCUCGGUCGACCGGGGCGGCGACGAGAAGAGCUGGGACCACCCGACCACCAUCAAGCACUUCCGCGCCAAGCACCACAUCGAGGUGUACCUGCGCGACAAGGCCGAGCAGACGGGCAGCAACUUCACCUGGACCAUCCUGCGCCCCGUCGCCUUCCUCGACAACAUGAACCCGGGCAUGAUGUGCGCCAUGUUCACGGCCAUGUGGACGGCCGCGCUGAGUCCCGACAGGAAGCUGCAGCUCGUCGCCGUUCGCGACAUCGGCCUGUUCGCCGCCCAGGCGUUCAGCGAGCCAGGCAAGUGGGCCGGCCGCGCGGUCGGCCUGGCCGGCGACGAGCUUACGCUGGCGGAGGCCAGGGAGAAGUUUGAAAAGGUCACCGGCAAGCCAUUGCCGCAAACCUGGACGAUCCUCGGCAGGGCCGUGCUGUGGGGGGUGAGGGACGUGGGGAACAUGUUUGCUUUCUUUGAGAAGCACGGCUACGGGGUGGAUAUAGCGGCGAGGCGGCAAGAGGUGCCGAUGCUGGACUUCGAGACGUGGUUGAGGGAGGAGAGCAAGUGGAUGAAGGAGUAAAGGUGGGUUACGCUUGAGUCGUCUUUACAUUGUGAGGUCUUCCGCUUGCUGGACAUCCCUUUUUUUGGGCAUAAUGAGGGAAUAUCCGCAAGGUCCUCUAGGUACUCUCUUUUCAGUCGGACUCG
This is a messenger RNA of Thermothielavioides terrestris NRRL 8126, 1160 nucleotides long. RefSeq lists its product as uncharacterized. The transcript has a single exon. The record is from RefSeq and is a predicted model, not a curated record. Lineage: Eukaryota; Fungi; Ascomycota; Sordariomycetes; Sordariales; Chaetomiaceae. Bases 121 to 1035 code for a protein of 304 amino acids.